GACUUGCGAAUUCUUCUGUCCUCGCAAGCCCAUGCUAGAAAACAUAUAUAAUGUUGGACUGCUGGUCUCUCUACAUUUUCAUUCCCAAUCUUCAUCUUAGCAACUUUCCAAUUCCACACCCACGCGAAUCCACAUUCCAGCAACUGUCCUAACGAUCAAUCCAUCAACCAUGUCUUCCAACCAGAUGCAGAGCGCCAAGGACUCAGCUGCCCAAACCACUGAGCACACGAAGCAAUUCGGAGCUGAGAAGACUGGUCAGGCACAAGAUCACGCCCAAGGAAUGGGCCAGGCUGCCAAGGACAAGGCCAACCAGGCGGGACAAGCCACGUCCGAUGCUACCCAGGCUGCCAAGGACAAGGCUGUCGAAGCCAAGGACAACACUGGCAACGCUCUGCAGCAGGCUGGUGACAAGGUGAAGGAAACUUUGACGAACGCCAAGGAUGCUGUCACAGGAAACAACCAGUGAGUAGCGAUUUUGAUGUCUCGUCCUGUCAGCAACGACAUGGACCUUAUGCCAUCUUCGCCCUUUUUAAUCAACCAUGGCGUUGGCUUUUGUACAGUAGGCCGCCUUUUCCUCACUUGACGAGCUCGAAGUAGAGGAACGAAAAAGGAAAGAAGCUCCUCCUCGAGCAUGAUUGUUAUCCAAUAACGUCAGGACAGCUUUGCUAUUCGCUUGUCCGUGACCUGUACAUGUGAAUGUACAUAUUACAAGUAAAUAUUUGA
This is a messenger RNA of Marchantia polymorpha subsp. ruderalis, 723 nucleotides long. NCBI's taxonomy places the organism in Eukaryota, Viridiplantae, Streptophyta, Marchantiopsida, Marchantiales, Marchantiaceae. The record is from the annotation of a GenBank genome assembly.